Molecule: messenger RNA, 733 nt
Organism: Magnolia sinica
Lineage: Eukaryota; Viridiplantae; Streptophyta; Magnoliopsida; Magnoliales; Magnoliaceae
Product: gibberellin 2-beta-dioxygenase 1-like
Exons: 2
Coding region: 155-733 (192 amino acids)
Biological process (GO): gibberellin catabolic process; response to light stimulus
Source: RefSeq, a predicted model, not a curated record
UCUAGGAAAGCAUUGAUAGGUUGUCCCAACGACAUAUCCAGAUUCCUCUGUUUCUCUCUGUUUUCUUCAGCUCUGCUCUUGAAAAAGAAAAAGAAAAAAAAAGUUGUCCCAACUAGCAUUAGAUCAGAUUAGUUUUGUAGGAAACCAGAAGCCCAUGUCCAACCCUGGCAUUCCAACCAUAGACCUGUCAAAACCCGAGUCCAAAACUCUUCUUGUGAAAGCCUGUGAAGAGUUUGGAUUCUUCAACCAUGGCAUUCCAUUAGAGUUCAUCGAUAGGUUGGGAGCUGAGGUUGUGAAGUUCUUCUCCUUACCUCAACCUGAGAAGGAAAAAGCUGGCCCUGCUAAUCCGUUUGGGUAUGGAAACAACAGGAUUGGACCCAAUGGUGAUGUGGGCUGGAUUGAGUAUCUCCUCUUUCAAACCAAUGCCAAUUCCAUUUCUCAGAGAUCUUGGGCCAUUUCUAGAGAAAACCUAGAAAUCUUUUGCUCUGUUGUGAGUGAUUACAUAUCAGCUGUGAAGAAAUUAGCUUGUGGAGUUCUUGAAUCUUUAGCUGAAGGGCUGAAGGUUGAACCAAGCUUAACUGGUUUUGGAGAACACACUGACCCUCACAUAAUAUCAGUUCUGAGACCAAACAAUACAUCAGGCCUUCAAAUCUCUCUCAGUGAUGGGAGGUGGGUUUCAGUACCACCUGACCACAACUCCUUUGUCAUUGUUGGUGAUUCCUUGCAGGUAUAA